Messenger RNA from Bipolaris zeicola 26-R-13, 1065 nucleotides. RefSeq lists its product as uncharacterized. The transcript has a single exon. Lineage: Eukaryota; Fungi; Ascomycota; Dothideomycetes; Pleosporales; Pleosporaceae. Bases 1 to 1065 code for a protein of 354 amino acids. Gene Ontology annotation, molecular function: oxidoreductase activity, acting on the CH-OH group of donors, NAD or NADP as acceptor. The record is from RefSeq and is a predicted model, not a curated record.
AUGAGCAACGAAAGCAGUCUUCUUCUUCUUACUGGCGCUACUGGCCAUGUUGGCUUUGCUGUACUUGUCGCAGCGCUCCAAGCGGGCUACAACGUCCGGGUUGUUCUUCGUACUGCGAGCAAAUCAAGUUUGAUUUUGUCCUCAGAAGCAGUGAAAGAAAUUCUAAGCUCUUCUACUGCGCCAGAGCUCUCUUUUGUAGAGGUUCCCGACGUCACGAUACCAGGCGCCUUCGACUCCGCCAUGCGAGAUGUUGUCUACGUGAUACAUUCUGCUAGUCCAAUCAAUCGUGGAAAAUUCCAGGAUUUACAAAAGGAGCUAAUUGACCCCGCUGUUAAGGGUACCUCGAACAUCUUAGAGGCCGCGCGAAACACUCCCUCCGUUCAUCGAGUAGUUAUCACUUCUUCCAAUUCCGCAAUCGUCAAUUAUAACUCUCCACCGGCAAUCGGCACGCGUGUCUUGCCUAGCGAUCGUCAGUCAGACUAUUCUCUUAAUCAGACGAUGCAUGAUGGCGAAGAAGCCUAUGUUGCGGCCAAGACGGCGGCAUUGAAUGCUACAGACGUCUUCGUCUCCAAAGCCGAUAAUCUGCACUUUGACAUUGUCAGCAUCAUGCCGACCUAUGUUUUUGGCCCCAAGGGACUUGCCCAAUCUCCCGAAGAUAUAUUGGAUGGUAGUAAUGUUUUUGGCAUUGGCCUCGUACUCAUAAAACAACCGUGGGGCUCCCUUCGCAUCGAGGCUGUCUCCUGCCAUGUGGAUGAUGUUGCCCAGGCCCACGUACGAGCGUUAAAUCAUAGCAACGAUGCACAAUUCCCAUAUAAUGCUGGAACUCAUCAAUCUUGCUUAUUGGGAACCCCUUUCCAACCAGAUGAAGUGAAGGAGAUUAUUCAAAGAGAGUUUCCGGAAGAAUUAUGGAAAGCGGAAGAUGCAGUCUUCGGAGGCAAAGGCUCUUACGAGUGGUACCAUGUCGAUUAUGAUAUUGACGCAGCAGAGAAACUACUGGGUAGAAAACUGCAAGGUAUAUCAGAACAGAUUCGUAGUAGUGCUUUACAGGUCUUGAGUAUAGCCUAA